Molecule: messenger RNA, 804 nt
Organism: Colletotrichum graminicola M1.001
Lineage: Eukaryota; Fungi; Ascomycota; Sordariomycetes; Glomerellales; Glomerellaceae
Product: Ssu72-like protein
Exons: 2
Coding region: 1-804 (267 amino acids)
Biological process (GO): termination of RNA polymerase II transcription
Cellular component (GO): nucleus; mRNA cleavage and polyadenylation specificity factor complex
Molecular function (GO): RNA polymerase II CTD heptapeptide repeat phosphatase activity
Source: RefSeq, a predicted model, not a curated record
AUGGAGGUCGUGAAUGGUACUGGCGCCGCGCAGGCUGCAGCUGCGACAGCAGCGGCGGACGCGACAACGCCUAACAACGGCAGUGAGUCUGGGACUGGAGACUUCAAGCUCAAGUUCUGCACAGUCUGUGCCAGCAACCAGAAUAGAUCAAUGGUUUCCCACCUUCGACUUGCAAACGCAAACUACCCCGUCAUCUCCUUCGGCACCGGGUCCCUCGUCCGUCUGCCUGGUCCCUCGAUUACGCAGCCCAAUGUCUACCACUUCAACAAGACAUCAUACGACUCAAUCUUCAAGGAGCUCGAGUCGAAGGACCCGCGGCUCUACCGCGCCAAUGGCGUCCUCAAUAUGGUCGACCGCAACCGUCAUGUGAAAUGGGGCCCCGAGCGCUGGCAGGACUGGCAGAUUGGCAUGCCACGCCUCAACCACACCGAAGACCGCGGCAGCGUCGGCGUCGAGGGCGGUGUUGUUGACAUCGUCGUCACCUGCGAGGAGCGCUGCUGGGAUGCCGUCAUCGACGACCUCAUGAACCGCGGCGCGCCCCUAAACCGCCCCGUCCACGUCAUCAACGUCGACAUCAAGGAUAACCACGAGGAGGCCAGCGUCGGAGGGCGCGCCAUUCUCGACCUCGCAAACUCCCUGAACACCGCCGCCGUUGAGGAGCGCGAGGCCGUUGGCGCCGCCGCGUUCGACAGCGGCAGCGCUUCUAGCCGUGCGAGCUUCGACGAGAGGGUUCCGGAUAUCCUGGCCGCGUGGCAGGAUCGGUGGCCGCAUCUGCCGGCUGUUUGGACAUUGGCUUGGUUUUGA